Nerophis ophidion (straightnose pipefish) is the source of this 1675-nucleotide messenger RNA. Its product is annotated as prostaglandin reductase 1-like. The coding region runs from base 157 to 1275 and encodes 372 amino acids. The record is from RefSeq and is a predicted model, not a curated record. Gene Ontology annotation, molecular function: 2-alkenal reductase [NAD(P)H] activity; 15-oxoprostaglandin 13-reductase [NAD(P)+] activity. Gene Ontology annotation, biological process: prostaglandin metabolic process. NCBI's taxonomy places the organism in Eukaryota, Metazoa, Chordata, Actinopteri, Syngnathiformes, Syngnathidae. The transcript is spliced from 9 exons. Gene Ontology annotation, cellular component: cytoplasm.
CGGUCCACACUCCAUUACAGUAGGUGGCGGUAAUGCACACCAGAAGGUUGCUUGCCAACCGCCAUAAAAACAAAAGAAGGAGAAGAAGAAGAAGAAGUUUCUCGUUAAGUUCUCAACUGCCGCCAUCCUCUGUGGAGACCUCCAACUGGUGGAAUCAUGGUUCAAGCCAAGACGUGGAUACUGACCAAACAUUUUGAGGGCUUCCCCAAGGAAAGCAACUUCCAACUCAAAGUAGUAGAUCUCCCCGAGCCGAAAGAUGGAGAGGUGCUAUUGGAAGCAUUGUUUCUCAGCGUUGACCCUUACAUGAGGCCGUUCAGCCGUGUCCGCAUGAAAGAAGGAGAUGUGAUGAUCGGAACUCAAGUGGCCAAGAAACAAACUGUCCAAAUGCUGGUGGCUGACUCAUCGGGCUGCAGCUGGAAUGUUUUUGAUUUGUCAUUCAGGGGAUUUUUCCAGAGAACUUCUUAUACUGCAGGGGUUUUUUUUUUUUUUGUCUGUAGAGUGGUCCAAAGCAAAAAUGCCGUGUUUCCUGUCGGGAUGCAUGUGGUUGGUCGUAGUGGAUGGCGAAGCCACACAAUCUCUGAUUGCUCCGACCUCGUCCCCGUCAUGCCUGACUGGCCUAAGGAUGUCUCACUGUCCUUGGCUCUGGGCAUCAUCGGCAUGCCCGGAUUGACGGCUCUGUAUGGACUGGAAGAAGUCCUUGAACUGAAGGCGGGCGAAACCUUGCUGGUGAACGCAGCGGCAGGGGCGGUGGGCUCAGUGGUGGGGCAGAUUGCCAAGAUUAAGGGCUGCAAAGUGGUGGGCUCGGCCGGGUCCGACGCCAAGGUGGCUUUCCUCAAAGAACUGGGCUUCAACGAGACCAUCAACUACAAAACUGUGGGCUCCUUGGAGGAGGCUCUGAGGAAGGCCGCUCCCGACGGAUACGACUGCUUCUUUGAAAACGUGGGAGGCCCCUUCUCAAGUGUGGCCAUAGCCCAGAUGAAACCUUUUGGGAGGAUUGCUGUGUGUGGAAGUAUAUCUACGUACAAUGACACUGAUCCUCAGACUGGACCAUUUCCACACAUGACCAUGAUUGUCAAGCAGCUCAAGAUGGAGGGUUUCAUGCAGAGCAGAUGGGAAAAAAAGAACCCGGAAUCCCUCAGGAGGCUGAUGGGAUGGCUGAAACAGGGCAAACUGCAGAAUCGGGAGCACAUCACAAAGGGCUUUGAAAACAUGCCGGCCGCUUUUAUGGGGAUGCUGCAAGGAGAAAACACCGGCAAGACGAUUGUGGAAGUCUAAUGCGGAACACAAGAACCAUAAAGAUGAACAGUAUUAAUCAUUGUAUGAAGGACUACUAACCAACAUAAUGUUAUCAUAUGCUUUUUAUCGUCUUCCAUUUCUAUUGGCCUUUUUUUAAUAUGAAUAUAAAACAAACCUUUGCAUGGCCGAGCUUGUUUGAUCUGGAAAUUUUCAAGCCUGUAAUUUGAGACUGAUUUGAAUUUCACUGAGCUGCGGAGAUGAGAGCAUCGUCGCUAUAGUUACAAGAGAUGCAGUUUAGCUGCUAUUGUGCCCGAUUACAGCUGAGUGGAGCAGCACAAUCUGCUCCACACAUGUUGUGCUGUGGAAACUAUUAAUUUAAAGUAUCAAAAUCAAUCUAUACAGUAUAUUUUAAAUUUCCAAUAAAAUUACUUCAAUAAAA